AUGUCUUUUGACAUUCUUGCCCGCUUGGGGGCUCAGGUAGCAGCCCUACCACCAAGAUCGGAUUAUUUGGACUUAACGACGACGACCCUUGGCAAACGUAAAUGGCUUCGAUUUGGACAAUGGAAUGUUAAGACGCUGUUCCAAAUAGGAAAAUUGGCGCAAGCAGGACAUAAUUUGGAGAAAUUCAAUUUGGACUUCUUGGCGGUGAGCGAGGUUCGCUGGAAUCAGUGUGGACAAAUUGUGACAAGCAACGGGCACCUGAUGUUGUACUCAGGGAUGCCAAAUGAAGAAGACGUGCAUCAAUAUGGAGUAGGGAUCUUGAUUAACAGAAGAUUUCGUCAAUCUGUUAUGACUUACCGCUUCAUAAACGAAUGCAUCAUGACGGUAAGAUUCAAGGGAUCAGCUAGAAACCUAUCCGUGACUCAGUGCUAUGCUCCCACUGAAGAUGCGGAAACGGAAAUCAAAGAGGCGUUUUACGACACUCUCAACACGAUCCUAGCUGAAGUCCCGAAACGCGAUCUCGUACUAUUGAUGGGCGAUUUCAAUGCGCAAGUUGGGGAAAACAAUGAGGACAUAGAACACGUAAUGGGUAGACAUGGAGUGGGGAGAAUGACGGAAAAUGGAGAACUCCUUGUCGAAUGUUGCGGCUUGAACAAACUCAAGAUUGGUGGCACAUUGUUUCCUCACAAAAAAUGUCAUAAGGUUACCUGGGUGUCUCCCGACUCACACACAGAGAACCAAAUUGACCACAUAUGUGUCAGCGCAAAGUGGAGUAAUGCUCUCGCAGACGUUCGCGUGAAAAGAAGCGCAGAUAUCGGAUCCGAUCACCAUCUACUUGUCGGUCAUCUGCGGCUUACAACGAAAAAAGUGCCAAAAAAGAAGACGAACCCGCGAAAGAAGUUCGAAAUUGCCAAGCUCAAGAGUGAUGCCCAACGAACCACAUUCUCAAACACGCUUCGUGAAAACCUGGCGAACACAAAUCCUGACUACAACAACAUCCAACAGGCGUGGGGAGAAUUCAAGAAUGCGGUUUUGAAAACCUGCGAGGACAAACUUGGAAUGGCGAAAAAUCGAAAACAGGAUUUUAUAUCCCCGAACACGUGGUCUGUCAUCGAAAGUCGAUCCGAAGCGAAAAACGAAACCAACGCUGCAACAACAAUUCACGACAAAAUUCAAGCGAAACAACGCUACAGUAUCCUUGAUAAACGAGUCAAACGGGAAAUUCGCAACGAUAAGCGUGAGCACCUGAACUCAUUGGCCAGUCAAGCAGAAGCUGCUGCUGCGGUGUAUAACAUGAAGGACCUAUACACCAUCACCAAGAGGAUUGCAAACACCAACAGAAGCAGAAACGUUCCUGUCAAGGACAAGAACGGUGUGUUGCUGACCAAUGUCGAAGACCAGCUGAAAAGAUGGCGUGAACACUUUCAAGAGGUGCUUAAUUUGAGACGAGAUGGCAUCGUGAUUCCUCCAACAAGGGCCACAAGAUCCCUGCCCAUACGCACAAGCCCACCCAGUAGAAAGGAAAUCACUGAUGCUAUUAAGUCCUUGAAGAAUGGGAAAGCAGCAGGUAUUGACAGUAUAACCGGCGAGGUCCUUAAAGCCGAUGUCAACCUGAGUACCGACGCCCUCUUGCCUUUACUCACUGCUAUUUCGGAGAAAGGCGAAUUCCUGGAUGGAUGGAAUGGAGGGAAGGUAUUGUAG
Molecule: messenger RNA, 1701 nt
Organism: Culicoides brevitarsis
Lineage: Eukaryota; Metazoa; Arthropoda; Insecta; Diptera; Ceratopogonidae
Product: craniofacial development protein 2-like
Exons: 2
Coding region: 1-1701 (566 amino acids)
Biological process (GO): chromatin remodeling
Cellular component (GO): nucleus
Molecular function (GO): catalytic activity
Source: RefSeq, a predicted model, not a curated record